Trifolium pratense (red clover) is the source of this 866-nucleotide messenger RNA. RefSeq names its product LOB domain-containing protein 29-like. Gene Ontology annotation, cellular component: nucleus. Lineage: Eukaryota; Viridiplantae; Streptophyta; Magnoliopsida; Fabales; Fabaceae. Gene Ontology annotation, biological process: hormone-mediated signaling pathway; positive regulation of DNA-templated transcription. The record is from RefSeq and is a predicted model, not a curated record. The transcript is spliced from 2 exons. Bases 18 to 683 code for a protein of 221 amino acids.
CCAAAAACCUAAAAGCCAUGAUGACUGGUUCUGGUUCUCCUUGUGGAGCUUGUAAAUUCUUGAGAAGAAAAUGUGUUAGAGGUUGUGUUUUUGCACCUUACUUUUGUCAUGAACAAGGUGCUACUCAUUUUGCAGCUAUUCAUAAGGUCUUUGGUGCAAGUAAUGUCUCAAAACUUCUUGCACAUCUCCCUGUGACUGAUCGUUGCGAAGCUGCGGUUACAAUUUCUUAUGAAGCUCAAGCUAGACUACAAGAUCCAAUCUAUGGAUGUGUUGCUCAUAUUUUUGCACUCCAACAACAGGUGGUCAAUUUACAAGCACAACUAGCUUAUAUGAAGGAAGAAGCAGCUCAAAGGUGUCUCAAUACCUCAAUCAUUGAAAACCCUAAUGAGAAAAACUUUGUAAAACCUAGUAAUAACAUUCUCCCUCAAGAUCUUCAAAUCCAAAUGGAAAAUAAUUCCUACAUGAGUCCUCAAUUUCUUCCCAACUUAUCCUCAUCCACUACUAAUCUCUCAACUACACAUUAUUAUAAUGGGAAUAGUACCACUUUCAUGGACCUAAACCCUAUAAUUGGAAACUAUGAAAAUUCAGGAACUUUAGAAGAAAGCAUCUCAUCAUUUUCUAACUUUGAUGACAGAUGUAAUAACUCAAUGUGGAACUUUCAUGAAGUGCAUAACCUUCAGUAAGUGGAUUUUGGUUACACUUAAUUAGCUUCAUGAAAGAUCAGAGUCUAGUUGUGUGAAAGAGUUGGUGAAGAAGACUUUAUCAAUUUUAUAUGUUGGUAUAAAUAAGCUUAGGAAGCCUAGAGAUGUGUUCAUAUAUAUAAUAAUAAUUGGAAUGAAAAUUCAUCCAAUUAGUGUUUUGUUUAA